AUGAAUAGCGAUCAAGUUACACUGGUUGGUCAAGUGUUUGAGUCCUACGUUUCGGAGUACCAUAAGAAUGACAUGCUUCUCAUCUUGAAGGAAAGAGACGAAGAUGCUCAUUACCCAGUUGUGGUUAAUGCCAUGACCCUUUUUGAGACCAACAUGGAAAUUGGGGAAUAUUUCAAUGCAUUCCCUAAUGAAGUGCUAACUAUUUUUGAUAAUGCACUGAGAAGAUCAGCCUUGACGAUUCUCCAGUCCCUUUCUCAGCCUGACGGUCUCUCCAUGAAGCAGAAUCUUCAUGCCAGGAUAUCAGGAUUGCCUGUUUGUCCUGAGCUGGUGAGGGAGCACAUCCCUAAAACCAAGGAUGUGGGACACUUCUUGUCUGUCACGGGGACAGUGAUUCGAACAAGUCUGGUGAAGAUCCUGGAGUUUGAGCGGGAUUACAUGUGUAACAAGUGCAAGCAUGUAUUUGUGGUCCAGGCUGACUUUGAGCAGUAUUAUACUUUCUUCCGGCCGUCCUCAUGUCCCAGCUUGGAGAACUGUGAUUCUUCAAAAUUCACUUGCCUCUCAGACUUGUCAUCUCCAACUAGGUGUAGAGAUUAUCAGGAAAUCAAAAUUCAGGAACAGGUUCAAAGGCUGUCUGUUGGAAGUAUUCCACGAUCGAUGCAGGUUAUCCUGGAAGAUGAUUUAGUAGAUAGUUGUAAAUCUGGUGAUGACAUCACUGUUUAUGGAGUUGUAAUGCAGCGGUGGAAGCCCUUUAAGCAAGAUGUGCGCUGUGAAGUGGAGAUAGUCCUGAAGGCCAAUUAUGUCCAAGUAAAUAACGAAGAGUCUGCAGGGGUCAACAUGGAUGAGGAGGUCCGAAAGGAAUUUGAAGACUUUUGGGAACACUAUAAGAGCGAUCCUUUUGCAGGAAGGAAUGAAAUAUUGGCCAGCUUGUGCCCUCAAGUUUUUGGAAUGUACCUAGUAAAGCUUGCUGUGGCCAUGGUGCUGGCUGGUGGGAUUCAAAGAACCGAUGCUACAGGAACACGGGUCAGAGGUGAAUCUCAUCUUUUAUUGGUUGGGGAUCCUGGCACAGGGAAAUCUCAAUUCCUCAAAUAUGCAGCAAAGAUUACACCAAGAUCUGUGCUCACCACAGGAAUUGGAUCUACUAGCGCAGGUCUCACGGUAACUGCUGUAAAAGACUCAGGAGAAUGGAAUUUGGAGGCGGGAGCAUUAGUCCUCGCAGAUGCCGGCCUCUGCUGUAUCGAUGAAUUUAAUAGCCUCAAAGAGCAUGACAGAACUAGCAUCCACGAAGCAAUGGAGCAGCAAACCAUUAGUGUCGCUAAGGCUGGCCUCGUGUGCAAACUGAACACAAGGACCACCAUCCUCGCAGCAACUAACCCCAAAGGCCAGUACGACCCCCAUGAGUCUGUGUCAGUGAACAUUGCCCUUAGCAGCCCACUCUUAAGUCGAUUCGACCUGAUCCUCGUUUUGCUUGAUACCAAGAAUGAAGACUGGGAUCGUAUCAUUUCCUCUUUUAUCUUAGAAAACAAAGGUUACCCAAGCAAAUCAGAGAAGCUCUGGAGCAUGGAAAAGAUGAAAUCCUACUUCUGCCUCAUUAGGAAACUACAACCCACACUGUCUGAUGAGGGUAAUCAAGUUCUGCUCCGGUACUACCAGAUGCAAAGGCAGAGUGACUCCCGGAACGCUGCCCGGACCACCAUCCGCCUGCUGGAGAGCUUGAUACGACUAGCAGAAGCUCAUGCUCGCCUGAUGUUUCGUGAUACAGUGACUCUGGAAGAUGCUGUUACAGUGGUGUCGGUAAUGGAGUCCUCCAUGCAGGGAGGUGCGCUGCUAGGAGGUGUGAAUGCACUCCACACUUCCUUUCCUGAAAACCCUCUGGAGCAGUACCAGAGGCAGUGUGAACUUAUUCUGGAAAAGCUGGAGCUGCCCAACCUCUUGAGUGAAGAACUGAGAAGACUUGAAAGGUUACAGAAUUGGAGUGUGGAUCAAUCCCAGCCGCAGGCCGUGGAAGCAGAGACAAUUCCAGGGUCCCUGGGAGGUGAUGCCCGGAAAGAAUCAAACUUCAGGACAUCGACGCAGCAGGAAGUAAACUGUAGCACCCAUCAGUUCUCUAUUGGAGGCAGUUUCGGGGGAAGCCCACUUCUCGGUCCCCCAUCCCAUCUGGGGCCUAAGAGACCAACAAGUGGAAAGCAUUCAGAGGAGCACAGAAACAGCCAGGAUGACAGUUUGGACUGGUUUGAUUCCGUGGCAACUCAUCCGACUGAACCUAAAAACACUGCUCCUGUGUCUCCUAGUCCCAAAACAAGUAGGGGGGCAAUGGCUUUGAAAAUCGGCAACAACAGAUCUCAGGGUAAGGAGGAUAGGGAGGCAGGCCAAAGGAGCAAAUUGGAGACUGAACCACUUCCAGCAGCAGGAGAGACAGAAGCUCCAUUGAGGCCAGACGACCGUGAGGGUGAAAGGGCAAGAGGGGCCGCCACGGUGUCUGAAGCGGCCAUAUCUGCUGAUGAACCCGACUCGGUGCUGACUCAUCACGUCCCCAGGAAACUGCACGAGCUGCACAAGGCGAGGGCCCAGGAGUUGUGCAGGAAUCCCACCAGGCUGCCCUCACAACCCACAGGCCCUUCUCAUCCUCAGCCCACUCCUAUCCAGAGCCCAGAGAGAGUGCUGGAAACUCCCAAAAGAAAGAGACAGAAGUCACACACUCGGGCGCAAGGGCCCCACCAUGAAAGUGUUGAGAGUCUGGGUGCCCCUGUGGCCAAACUGGCAAAAUUCACUUUCAAACAGAAGUCAAAACUGACCCAUUCCCCUGAAGACCAUGGCCCUGUGUCUGCUGCCACCAGUAAACCAGUAAUUCAGAGUCCUGAAACUCCCCAGCGUGGAGCAAAAGGAGCAGCUCUGCCUGGGAAGGGCCCGGAAAAGCUGGCCUCCCCCUCCAGAAUUAGAAACUCGGCUCAGCCGCAGGAUGAGACAAGGGGGGUGUCACGGCAGCCACCCUACAAAGACAGACCAGGAGAGAAGAGGGAACGUGCCCCUGCAAAAGGAACUGUCCAGCCUGAGUUAGAGCUUGGUAAUGACGCGGGGCGUUUCCGUCUUGCUAGUGAAAGAGUCAGAAAGGAAGAGGUUUCAUGCAGUAACAAAAGCAGCAAGGUUCAUGCUUGCACGUUAGCCAAAUUGGCAAACUUCUCCUUUACUUCCCCCUCUGAAUCCAAAUCAGAAUCCCCUCCUCCUCCUCAAAGUAAGAACCCGGGCGAGGGCGGCCCCAGCUGUGGGGCCACAGCUACAGCGCUUGGCAGGAAGAGGAAAACUUUUCAGCUGGACACAUCCACCGAGAAACUAAGUCUUUCCAAAACAUCUCUCUUCACUUUACCAGAACUAGAUGACGAACCGUUGGAUUUUGAUUGGGAUGAGGAGCUGAGAAAAAAGUCGUAAUCAUGAAAAGCUCUCUGGUCAAGUUUCACCCUCCCCUACCAAAGCCAGCCCCUCCAGUAUAUCAGCGUGGCAUUUACAGAUGUGGACACCAUUCUGAAUCCCACCCCCCACCCCCACCAUCAGGUUUUGUAAAUUCAGGUUUAUCCUCAUGACGUGAAAAGCUGUACAAUCAUUGUAGGUCACUGUGAUACCAGCACAUGAAUUGCAUUAAUUAGCAACUGUGCCUUGAUUUUAAGGGGGUGGGUUUUCCUGAGACCCCUUCUUUCAUUCCCUCAGGAACAAAUGCCACGAAGGUAACAAUCUAACAAGUCAGAUGAACUCUUUUUCUGUUGUUUGUUUUGUUUUUCA
Molecule: messenger RNA, 3771 nt
Organism: Budorcas taxicolor (takin)
Lineage: Eukaryota; Metazoa; Chordata; Mammalia; Artiodactyla; Bovidae
Gene: MCM9
Product: minichromosome maintenance 9 homologous recombination repair factor
Exons: 12
Coding region: 1-3423 (1140 amino acids)
Biological process (GO): double-strand break repair via homologous recombination
Cellular component (GO): MCM complex; nucleus
Molecular function (GO): ATP binding; single-stranded DNA helicase activity; single-stranded DNA binding
Source: RefSeq, a predicted model, not a curated record